AUGUUGGACGUUGCGCUAAAUGAAAUUAAAGGCGAUGGAAGAAUUGAAAAAUGUGUCAUUAAAUUCAGUGCAAAGCCUCAAAACAACAAAACAAAAUUUAAUCUCCUUGACUUGAAUGCAAUAAAACAAUCUAAAAGUCUUUUGGGUUUAUCAGAGUUCAAGAUUCAUGUUAAAGUGUUAAAAGAAUUUUCCACUUCCACACUAGAUGAUUAUUAA
Messenger RNA from Clunio marinus, 216 nucleotides. Lineage: Eukaryota; Metazoa; Arthropoda; Insecta; Diptera; Chironomidae. The record is from the annotation of a GenBank genome assembly.